This is a messenger RNA of Dichotomopilus funicola, 1368 nucleotides long. RefSeq lists its product as uncharacterized. Lineage: Eukaryota; Fungi; Ascomycota; Sordariomycetes; Sordariales; Chaetomiaceae. Bases 1 to 1368 code for a protein of 455 amino acids. The record is from RefSeq and is a predicted model, not a curated record. The transcript has 2 exons.
AUGUCUAACAACGACAAUGUGAUGGCGCGCUUCCUAUUUGCGAUCCUGCAGCAGAAGUGCUUGAAGGAUAUUGAUUGGAAUAAGGUGGCCCAUAAUCCAGUCCUCGCUCAAGAGAUCACCAACGGCCAUGCUGCCCGCAUGAGGUACUCGCGGUUCCGCGCAGCCAUGCUAGGUCUAGAGCCUCAGCGUCGUAACCGCACGAAUGCCAACAAGAAUCGUGUAUCGAAGAAGAAAAAAGAUGACAAACCACGGCCGAAGAAGGAUGACGAAGACGAAGAAGGCAGGGCUAGCGGUAGCGGGAUUGGUAACAUUAAAGCCGAAAAGGCCCCUGACCCGGGCAUCAAAGUUGAGAAAAAGAGCAUCAGCCAUAUUCCCACCAAGCCAUUCCGACAUCCAGCAUCGGUGGCGUCACCAGCCAUGGUGAAGCCCGAGCCGGGCCUCGUCAACCUUUUCAACCAUCUCCAACAGCCUUCGGCCCUUUCGACGACCUCCGCCCAUAUCAAGCAGGAGAACAUUCCAAUCACGAACACCCCAAGUACCACGAUCCAUACAACCUCGGCGAUGCCCGAACCCGCACCGUUCGGUGUCCACAACGCGACUCCUUCGACCUCACCCUCGAUGACUUCUACUCCCUACGACAACCGGAUGCAGAUGCGUCUUCUUACACCCUGCAGUGACUCGGACGGCACGCUCACCACUAUGCAAGGCUUCAUCUCCCACAGCCCGCCGCCGCCCGACAUGCUUCAUUCUAGCCAACACCAUUCGCAUCCUCAUCACCACCUGGCGGGCGCUGGGUCUCCACCCUUAUCAGCGGCAGCCCCUUCACCAUACGAUUUCUCGCAACACCAGCUGCUUUGCGACACCACAGCCGCCGGAUCAUCGAGCCCCUGGCACUCGCAGCAGCAUCUCCACCACCACCAUUCUUCUCAUGCCCACCAUGACAGCCAGCCCCAGACCCAAGGCCUUUCGGCGAUGUUCUCACCCACUCCGACAUUUUCCUUCACAGGCGGCAUUUUUGGCCUAGAGGGGGGUUUCGCCAACACCGGUAACAAUGGAACUAACAACAACAACAACAACAACCCCUUUUGUGGCAGCGAUCAUCACUUCCAAACCCAACCCCGACCACACCAAAACCAACACCACCACCAUCAUUCCGUAAGCGAUAAGGACGGCCAUCACAUCAUAGAUGACCCGUUGGGGCUGCAGCUGGGUAUGGGCAUCGACGCCACGCCCAGUUUGUUCCGCGAGAAGGAGCUAGAGCUGGAGAUGAGCCGUAAUGGGACCAGAAACGGGAACAGCACGGGUGAUAAUGUCAACGCCAACGGCCUGGCCCGGGGGGGUUGGGACGGGGAGAGGCUGGGGAUUUGA